This is a messenger RNA of Pistacia vera, 380 nucleotides long. RefSeq names its product 18.1 kDa class I heat shock protein-like. NCBI's taxonomy places the organism in Eukaryota, Viridiplantae, Streptophyta, Magnoliopsida, Sapindales, Anacardiaceae. Gene Ontology annotation, biological process: response to salt stress; protein complex oligomerization; response to heat. The record is from RefSeq and is a predicted model, not a curated record. The coding region runs from base 36 to 380 and encodes 114 amino acids. The transcript is spliced from 2 exons.
UAUAAUACACAAACGAAAAACUUAGAAAUUACACAAUGGCUCUAAGUCUUUUCGGUGGCCGCAGGAGCAACGUGUUCGACCCUUUCUCUCUUGACAUUUGGGAUCCUUUUGAAGGCUUCCCAUUCACCACCACGGUUGCUAAUGCACUCUCAUCUGCACGCGACACCUCAGCCAUUGCCAACACCAGAAUUGACUGGAAGGAGACCCCGGAAGCUCACGUCUUCCAGGCUGAUCUUACAGGGCUAAAGAAGGAGGAAGUGAAAGUCGAGGUUGAAGGCGGAAGUGUUCUUCAGAUAAGUGGAGAGAGGAGCCAAGAGAACGAGGAGAAGAAUGAUAAGUGGCACCGCGUUGAGAGGAGCAAUAAAGAUAAGGUAAGGUAA